AUGCCGAAGCAGAUCCACGAGAUCAAGGACUUCCUGCUGACGGCGCGGCGGAAGGACGCGCGGUCGGUGCGGAUCAAGCGGGCCAAGGACGCCGUCAAGUUCAAGGUGCGCUGCUCCAAGUACCUCUACACCCUCUGCGUCCACGACGCCGACAAGGCCAACAAGCUCAAGCAGUCGCUCCCGCCAGGAGAUUUAAGUAUCAAGCCACAAACAGUACCUUUUGCUGCGGCGUUUGAGGAUCCGGAAAGUCAAGAAGAAAUCAUACCGGGUGGAGUAAACCGCAACAUAAGGCUACCUGAGAAGACGCAAUUGUGGGACGCGCUCCCUUCUCCGUUUGUUUCAGCCGCCUCCACCGGCGGUGGAGCUCCGUUCCUGACUUGGGUCAACACAGUGCGAUCCUCAUCCUCCGGGGCCGGAAGCCAGUCAAGCGUCGCGGAUGAACCGGAGGCUGCAGAAUGGGCCUUGCAGGAUUUCUACACCUUGCGGAAGGAUGUUGAGUUGGCUCUUGAGCGUGUCAAUGAAGUCAGGCAAUCUGCCGGUUUGGAACAGCUUGAGGAGGAUAUCGCUUCGCUUGAGAAGAAGUCCACUGAUAGUUCCUUGUGGGAUGAUCCUUCCAAGGCACAGGAGAUACUUGUUUCUCUGACAGAGGUCAAAGACAGAGUAAAGCUUCUCAACGAUUUCAAGUUACAGGUUGAAGAAGCUGAGACUAUUGUGAAGCUUACUGAAGAAUUAGAUUCUAUAGAUACUGGUCUUCUUGAGGAGGCCUCAAAGAUUAUAAAGGCAUUAAAUAAGGCAUUGGAUAACUUUGAGAUGACACAGCUUCUUUCUGGACCAUAUGACAAGGAAGGUGCUGUAAUUAAUAUUUCUGCUGGCGCUGGUGGCACUGACGCUCAGGAUUGGGCUGACAUGUUACUAAGGAUGUAUGUAAGGUGGGGAGAGAAGCAGCGUUACAAGACGCGAGUAGUUGAGAAAUCACCUGGUGAAGAGGCUGGUAUAAAAUCAGCAACUGUUGAACUAGAGGGAAGAUAUGCUUAUGGCUAUAUCUCUGGCGAGAAAGGGACACACAGGAUUGUCCGUCAAUCGCCAUUUAACGCUAAAGGGCUUCGACAGACAAGCUUUGCUGGUGUUGAGGUUAUGCCUCUUUUACCAGAGGAAUCCAUGGCUGUGGACAUACCUGAAGAGGACCUGGAUAUAAGCUUCACAAGAGCUGGAGGUAAAGGAGGCCAGAACGUAAACAAGGUGGAAACGGCUGUUCGUAUGGUUCAUAUUCCAACUGGAAUUGCAGUUCGUUGCUCAGAGGAGAGGAGCCAGCUGGCCAACAAAAUAAAAGCCCUCAACCGGCUCAAAGCGAAGCUGUUGGUGAUCGCCGAGGAGCAGCGUGCAUCAGAAAUCAAGCAGAUCCGUGGCGACAUGGUGAAGGCAGAGUGGGGGCAGCAGAUACGCAACUAUGUCUUCCACCCCUACAAGCUUGUCAAAGACGUCAGGACAGGGUGUGAGACGUCAGACGUCACUGGCGUCAUGGACGGAGAGUUAGAUCCCUUCAUCAGAGCAUACCUUAAGUACAAGCUCACUGCAGCAGCUACCAGCUGA
Messenger RNA from Miscanthus lutarioriparius, 1590 nucleotides. The record is from the annotation of a GenBank genome assembly. NCBI's taxonomy places the organism in Eukaryota, Viridiplantae, Streptophyta, Magnoliopsida, Poales, Poaceae.